GCGGCGAUAUCGUUAUCGGCGGCGAUAUCGAUAUCGGUACCGGCAGCGGUAUCGCAGCGCACUGCGGGGCGGGCAGAGCGGUCGGUGCACCCCGCGCGUCCCUUCCGGGCCCGUUCAGCCGGUGCAGGGGCGGAAUUCGCCGUGUCCGGCGGGGGAGCGGCCCCCGCCCCGGGACCGAGCGGCGAUGUGAGCCCCGGGCCCCGCCAUGGCCGAGCCCGCCGGAGGGGCCGGGCAGCCCCCGCCGCCCGCGGGGCGCAGGAGGUGACGGACCCCCCAUGAGAGCCCCCACCAGGGGUUUAUCUUCCCCUUCAGAGGGAGGAGACCUGGGAACUCAUUCCACAUACAGCUCCUUCCGUAUGCCCACCGGAUUGGUAUCGGAUCCCCAUGGGCCAGUGCUGGGGGUGACCACGUGCCUUUCAGGUGCUCACGGGACACCGGCGACCACCGUGCGCUGAGACCAGCACAAAGACAUGAGUGGCAACGCGAGCCAGCGCGCCGCCGCCCUGGGUGUCCUCUUUGCCCUGAUUAUGUUGCUGAUCAUCUACAGCUCCGGCAACGGGAGCGAGGUCUUCCCCUACAGCCGCCUGCGGGGCAGAGCCCGCCGGCCCCCCAACCUCAAGAAGUGGGGGGUGAAAAGCGGGUACCUACCUGUCUGUGGGAACAAGACCCUGACUGCCCACUGCCACCAGUGCGUCAUUGUCACCAGCUCCAGCCACCUCCUGGGCACCCACCUGGGCACAGCCAUCGACGGGGCCGAGUGCACCAUCCGCAUGAACGACGCUCCCACCACGGGCUAUGAGGCUGACGUGGGCAACAAGACCAGCUUCCGCGUGGUGGCCCACUCCAGCCUCUACCGUGUCCUCAAGCGGCCCCAGGAGUUUGUCAACAAGACACCGGAGAACAUCUUCAUCUUCUGGGGGCCGCCUAUCAAGAUGCAGAAGAGCCUCCUGAAGAUCAUCCAGCGUGUCUGUGCCUCCUUCCCCAACAUGACGGCCUAUGUUGUGUCCCCCGGCCGCAUGAAGCAGUUUGAUGACCUGUUUCGGGGGGAGACAGGAAAGGACAGGGAGAAGUCGCGCUCGUGGCUCAGCACUGGCUGGUUCACCAUGGUGAUCGCGGUGGAGCUGUGCGACGCCGUCCACGUCUACGGCAUGGUGCCACCCAGCUACUGCGGCCACCACCCCCCGCCCCGCCGCCUGCCCUACCACUACUACGAGCCCAAAGGCCCCGACGAGUGCACGACCUACAUCCACAACGAGCGGAGCCGCAAGGGCAACCACCACCGCUUCAUCACCGAGAAGAGGGUCUUCGCCAGCUGGGCCGGCCUCUACAACAUCACCUUCUCCCACCCCAACUGGCCCUAGGGGCUGUCCCCCCACCUGCCGGGCAGACCCCUUGAGCUGGGAUGGAUGGGGGUUUCCCUGCAUCCCCCUGGGAGCGGUGGGAGCCAGGCGUCGGGGUGCCACCGGGUGCCUCCCACAGGACCGCCCCCGUCGUGCACAGUGGCCCCGUUGCACCUGGGAUGUGUUGGGUUUUGAGCUGGUUUGUGGGGGGGCCAGGUAGUGAAUGCAGGGUUUGUGGUGUCCCCCCUCCAUGGACAGGAGACACUGUCCCACUCUGGUCCGGGCACAUUGCAGCCCCUGCGAGCCUACAAGAGGGUGCCGGGUCACCUCUGCUCAGUUUGGGGUUGUAUCCCUUUUGGGGCCACUGCAAAGACUGUUUCCCCUAACUCCCUGGGUAGAAGGACCCCCUCUUGGAGCUCAGCCUCCCUCUGCCAUGCCAUGCCCCCCAGUCCCAGCCCUCAGUCACCCCUCCCUCAGCAGAACCCCACAGUUUUUGGUGGGACCCCGUGAGGGUGGCACUGCCACCCUUGCUGCCCCAGGAUCCCAAAAACACCCAGCCCCUCCCAGCACCACUGCGCCCCACACUGCCAAAACCUUUUCUAACUGAAUGAUGGGAUUUUUGGGAGCUUUUUGAGGUUUUUGGCAUUUUUUUCUAUCCACUUCUGGUCCCAGAGUUUGUAUUUGGGUUUCCUGGCCAAAGGAACAAGCGGGGGCUGCUCAUUAGUGGUAACGAAGGGCCAGCAGUAGCCGCUUAUAAACAAUUAGAAGUGGGCAGGUAGUGGGGGGCAUUGGUGCUCCUUGGCACCCUGGGGCUGGAUUUUGUUAUUAAUAUCUUAGCAGUGGAGAGGUGGAUUUGGGGAAAACAGCUAAAUAUGGUGUGUUUGGGUGCUGAGCCUUGGCAGGGCUCUGUGCCUCGUUUCCCUCUGACUGUGGCUGGGGUUUUGCGGGGCUCGGUGCAGGGGGAAGCUGCGGGGUGCCUGUGUUUUGUAAUGGUUUGUACAGGAAUAAAUAUUGCUGCAGUCUGUUGCCUUGG
Pipra filicauda (Wire-tailed manakin) is the source of this 2373-nucleotide messenger RNA. It is a transcript of the gene ST6GALNAC6, whose product is annotated as ST6 N-acetylgalactosaminide alpha-2,6-sialyltransferase 6. The coding region runs from base 471 to 1361 and encodes 296 amino acids. The record is from RefSeq and is a predicted model, not a curated record. Gene Ontology annotation, biological process: ganglioside biosynthetic process; oligosaccharide metabolic process. The transcript is spliced from 7 exons. Gene Ontology annotation, molecular function: alpha-N-acetylgalactosaminide alpha-2,6-sialyltransferase activity. Lineage: Eukaryota; Metazoa; Chordata; Aves; Passeriformes; Pipridae.